Molecule: messenger RNA, 1638 nt
Organism: Mya arenaria
Lineage: Eukaryota; Metazoa; Mollusca; Bivalvia; Myida; Myidae
Exons: 5
Coding region: 107-1507 (466 amino acids)
Molecular function (GO): nucleic acid binding; RNA-DNA hybrid ribonuclease activity
Source: RefSeq, a predicted model, not a curated record
UUGAAAUGCGUGGUUCAUAUUAAUUUUAUCUGGGACCAAUAAUACAAUCUGUAAUCUUACUCCCAGAUUUUAUUAACAAAACAACUAUUUUAUUUUCAUUUAUAUUAUGACAAAUGCCCUAUUUAUUUUCAGGCACUGCAGCAAAAAAAUUCUCCGUUGUGUACGUCGAGAUUUGUUUAAGGAAGAUGCCAGGUGUUAUUGCUCAGUUAAAGAUUCAGAUGGUGCCAAGGCCAAGGGACAGAAUUUCAGGGAUGUUAUUUUAAGAAAGUGGAUAUCACCUUCUGAGGAAGAAGCAAGGUCAAUGGAGUCGUUGUUCCCAAAUGCAAAAGAGGUAGUUGAAGAAUUAUUCAAGCCUUUUUCAACAGUGCCAACUGAAGCAAACAUUUUCCCUGAUGUAAAAACAACAAAACUUGCAAGAUUGGAUCUCUAUCGCUCAAAACUUCAAUUAGUUUGGCCUGUAAAAACUGAGAUUGUUGGAGUCCACACCAGCAUGGAGACUUCAGUCCAUUAUGCAUACCUCAGAGCCUGCCAUUUCCUACGGACCAUGGGGCUGGUGUGUACAGGCUCAGAACGUGCCCAGGUGUUGGAUAGGCAAUCUGUAGCAGGUUUCCUGGAACACCUUGCAGGGAUGCAGACUCCAGCCCUGAACAACUCGACCAACUUCAACCUUAUACAGUCUAUCCAUCAACGUGAGGAUGACAAUGUGUACUGGUUGUCCACUCUCCAGGUCCAUUGGCCCCUGAGUUUCUCAGUUACAUCGGAGUCCACCAGUCUGGACCUGGCCGCACAUCGGACAUUCAUGCAAGCUGCUGCAAAACUCAAGGCCCUUGGGUUCCUGGACAUAAACAACAAGUUUAAGACAGGAGUUCUGAUUGGUUUACACAGAUAUGAUAAAGCCCAGGAGGAGUUUGUUAUCCGGAACUUUUUGAACCCAGACUAUGAACUAUAUGUCGACGCCUCAGGGAUGGGCAUGGGGGGAUACCUUCUGGCCAAUGACACAGAGCAGAUACACUGGAUAUCCGACAGCUGGUCCAAUGAGCAGCAUGGAUACAAUUUAGUUGAUGCUGAUUCCAAUGUGAAUGAAAUGUAUGCAGUAGUGACAGCAAUAUACACAUGGAAACACAAAUUUGAAGAUAAGAAAGUCCGCUGUCAUUCUGAUAACAUUUUAGCAGUGAACCUUGUAAAUCAUGGCAUUUAUGCGAUAAAAUGGAAAAAGGAGAACUCAAGAAUAGCUAUGUUGCUGGACUUAUAUCUAACUCUUCAGGAAAUGUGUGAAAAGUAUCGAAUAACCUUGGUGGGCACACAUUUACCUGGUAAAGACAACAUGGCAGCCGAUCUCUUGUCCAGAUGUCAUGUGGACAAGUUUAAGGAAAUGGUACCCACAGCUCGCAUGUCACCAAAGAAGUCCAAGAAACUCUGGUUUAGAAAACAUUUAAAGAGAAGAGAAACCAAACCUCUUUCAGAACCCAGUCCAGAAGAAAGUACACCUGGGGAUGAAAACAGUUAAAUAUUUUUCGUCUGUUGAUCUCAUGUCAAAAAUAUAAUUCCAGGUUGUCAUAUUUUUUUAAAGUAUUAUUAAUGCUGAUUUGUUUUGAGAGUACCAUAAUUUUACAAAUUAUGUACAUGUAAAAUUUUAAG